ACCGAGCGUUACCGAAGAAUCCCGGAAUUGGCGCAGCUUCGGGUUGUGUCAUGGUUGACAGGUGUGUUGAAGAAGAUACGAUGUUUUGAUAAGUUAAAAGUUCCGUUUGGCUACGUUCUUGGUGGCGUUUGGAAGAACCGGAUAACAGAAACAACACAUGCAAUCGGGAGAGGAAUUCAUGGCGAGUUUAGGCCACAGUACACGAUGCGACGGACGCGAGUGACCUCCCUCCACUGGGAGACGGAACUAGCAUAGCAGACUUCACUUUCUGUUCACCGAUGGAUGAGAUUAUGUUCUAAGUUUUUGAGUGGAUGUGUUUACAGUUUUAGUGUCCAAGAUGUCUGCAAGUUUCUUGCACAUCGGAGAUAUCGUGUCCCUUUAUGCCGAAGGGAGUGUCAAUGGAUUUAUCUCAACCUUGGGUCUGGUUGAUGACAGAUGUGUGGUGCAACCCGAUGCAGGGGAUCUCAACAACCCACCCAAGAAAUUUCGAGACUGCCUGUUCCGGAUAUGUCCCAUGAGCCGCUACUCUGCCCAGAAGCAGUACUGGGAAGCCCAGCGCCAGUCAUCCACCGACCCAAUCCUGCUGGAGAGACUCCAUCAUGCGGCGGAACUCGAGAAGAAGCAGAAUGAAGGAGAGAGCAGAAAACUGCUGGGUUCCGAGAUUCAGUAUGGCCUGGUGGUACAGUACCUUCACCUGAAGAGCAACAAGUACCUGACGGUCAACAAGCGGCUCCCAGCCCUGCUGGAGAAGAACGCCAUGCGUGUGACGCUGGACACAUCGGGGAACGAGGGAUCCUGGUUUUACAUUCAACCAUUUUACAAACACAGUUCCCCAGGAGACAGGGUGGUGGUGGGGGACAAGGUGGUGCUGAACCCAGUCAGCGACGGCCACCCGCUGCACGCCAGCAACUGUGACCUCGUGGACAACACGGGAUGCAAGGAGGUGAACUCCCUGAACUGCAACACCUGCUGGAAGGUGACUCUCUUCAUGGACUUCAAGGAAAACAAGGACGACAUCCUCAAGGGGGGUGACGUGGUGCGGUUGUUCCACGCGGAGCAGGAGAAGUUUCUCACGGGAGAUGAGUACAAGAAGAAGCAGUAUGUCUUUCUGAGGACGACGGGGAGGACAUCGGCCACCGCCGCCACCAGCUCCAAGGCAUUGUGGGAAGUGGAGGUGGUGCAGCAUGAUCCAUGUCGAGGAGGGGCUGGACACUGGAACAGUCUCUUCAGGUUCAAACAUCUAGCAACCGGACAGUACCUGGCAGCCGAGGUGGACAACGAUCCGACGGUGGACACCACGCGACAGAAGCUGCAGGGACUGCCCACCUCUGCCGUCUACUGCCUCGUCUCUGUCCCCCACGGACACGACAUCGCAUCCAUUUUCGAACUUGACCCCACCACCAUGACGAGAACAGACACUCUCGUUCCCAGACAAACGUUUGUUCGGCUGCACCAUCUCUGCACAGACACAUGGGUGCACAGCACCUCCAUCCCGAUAGACAAGGAGGAGAAGAAUUCCAUCAUGAACAAGGUUGGGUGUGCCAAGAUCAAGGAGGACAAAGAAGCGUUUGCCAUCGUCCCAGUGUCGCCACAGGAGGUGCGAGACCUGGACUUCGCCAACGAUGCCAGUCAAGUCCUGGCUGACAUUGCGAACAAGUUGGAGAAAGGUGCUAUAACACAGAACGAGAGAAGGUUUGUGACCCAGCUGCUCUCUGAUCUUAUCUUCUUCCUGGCGCUGGAGGAGAUCGGCUCCACGAUGGAUCCUCUGGAGCUGGAGGCCAGCAAGGAGGACCGGGAGAGACAGAAGCUGCUCCGGGAACAGAACAUUCUCAAACAGAUCUUCAAGAUCCUGCAAGCCCCGUUUGUUGAUCAUGGUGAUGGCGAGGGCCCCUUCUUGAAGAUGGAGGAGCUGGCGGACCAGCGUCACGCCCCCUUCCGCCAUAUCUGCCGCCUGUGUUACCGCAUGCUGAAAUUGUCCCAGCAAAACUACAGGAAGAACCAGGAGUACAUUGCCACAAAGUUGCCAUUCAUGCAGAAGCAGAUCGGGUACGAUGUUCUGGCAGAGGAAACGAUCACAGCACUACUGCACAACAACAGGAAGUUGCUUGAGAAACACAUCACAGCAUCAGAAAUCGAGACAUUUGUCAGUCUUGUGCGCAAGAAAAAGGAGCCAAGUGAUGCUGAGUUGAAACUUAACUACAGAUUGGACAAGUUUGGCCACGAGGAGAUGAAACAGGGCCGAACCCAGGCGCCCGCCCACAGGUUCUUGGACUACCUGUCAGACCUGUGUGUCUGCAACAAGGUGGCCAUCCCCGUCACACAGGAGCUCAUCUGUAAGUGUCUGCUGGACAGGAAGAAUGCAGACAUACUCAUCGAAACCAGACUUGCUACAAGGACCCUGACAGGGUAUAUCCCAAAGAAGAUUGUGAAGACGCAGGUUGAGGUGGAGCUGGUGGGCGAUGGUGUGGAUGGGCAGUUGAUGGACAGUGUAGUCCUGGAGGAGGACGACGAGGUGGUGCUCAUGUGGGACAACGAUGUCAAAUCACGCGGCAUCAGGGAGCUCGCCAUGGCAACCACAGACAGGGUGAAGGAAGACAAGGAGAUCCUGGAAUACUACAGACAUCAGUUGGAUCUGUUCUCUCACAUGUGCCUUGAUCGUCAGUACCUUGCCAUUAACAAGCUGUCUCAGGAACUGGAUGUAGACCUCAUCCUCAAAUGCAUGUCUGACGAGCUCCUCCCCGCUGUCCUGCGCGCCUCGUUCUGCCGCCUGAUGCUUCACAUGCAUGUGGAUCGCGACCCCCAGGAGCAGGUGAAGCCGGUCAAGUACGCCCGACUGUGGUCGGAGAUCCCAUCCCAGAUCUCCAUUGAAGACUAUGAGUCCGCAGUCAGCAAGGUCCCGGAGAAGGAGAGGGUGAAACACAAGUUUGCUCUCACCAUCAACUUCGUCGAGGACUACCUCUGCAACGUCGUCAACCGCGCGUGGACAGAGCCUGAGCAGAACAAACUGACCUACGAGGUGGUCAACUUGGCCCGUCAGCUCAUCUACUUCGGCUUCUACACAUUCAGUGACCUGCUGAGACUCACCAAAACACUGCUGAGCAUCCUUGACUGUGUGCCAGAGACCAACCAUCUCGCCCUCACCCCUGUCAGUGAAUCUGCUGAAGAAAGCCUAGAGAUGAGUAUUUCCGCCAUUGGUGAGGCACUGACCAAACAGAAGAAGAAGAGGGAGACUGAUGAGGAAGACACAAUCGUCAUGGAUACUAAACUCAAAAUUAUAGAAAUCCUCAAGUUUAUUUUAGACGUGCGCCUAGAUUACCGCAUCACUUGCCUCCUGUCUAUUUUUAAACGAGAACAUGAUGAGCCAAGUCAUGCAGAAAAGUUGGACCUAGAGAGCAUUGCCAACAGCGCGGAGGACAUCUUCGGUGGAAGUGAGGACACAGCCGAGCUGGACCUGGACGGCCACAGCGGAAAGAUGUUCCUCCGGGUGCUGCUCAACCUCGUCAUGCACAACUACCCCUCCCUCGUCUCGGGCUCGCUACAACUGCUGUUCCGCCACUUCAGUCAGAGGCAGGAGGUGCUGCAGACAUUCAAGCAGGUGCAGCUGCUGGUUACCCCGAGCGACGUGGAGAACUACCGACAGAUUAAGUCCGACCUGGAUCAGCUGCGACUGAUGGUGGAGAAGUCGGAGCUGUGGGUGUACAAGAGCAAGCCGGGCUCCGAAGGCAAGAAAAAGAAGAAGGAUGGAGAGGGCGGGAAGGACAAGGGGGAUGGUGACGGCAAGAAGAAGUCAAAGGCAGCGUCACAGUGGACUACUGACCAGGGAUCAGCGAUUGACCUUGAACUUGGCCCACCGAUUGAUAACCUGGCCAACAAGAAUUACAAGGCUAUCAAAGCUGUGUUGCUACGACUCACCAGACUCUGCGUCCAGGACAUCCCCGACUCCAUCAUCUCCAAAAAGCCACGCAAACAUGAGCAACGUCUCCUGCGCAACAUGGGCGCCCACUCGGUGGUCUUGGAGCUGUUGCAGAUACCCUAUGAUAAAACGGAGGACAUACGGAUGCAGGAGAUCAUGAAGCUAGCCCACGAGUUCCUGCAGGCCUUCUGUCUCGGAAACCAGCCCAACCAGGGCCUGCUGUACCAGUCUCUGGACCUCUUCCUCACUCCAGGGUUGCUGGAGGCGCAGACAACUCGCAGCAUCUUUCUUGACAAUGUCCACCUGUGCGAUGAGAUCAAGGAUCGAGUUGUGCAGCACUUUGUGCGAUGUAUUGAGACCCACGGGCGCCAUGUGCAGUACAUCAAGUUCCUGCAGACGAUCGUGAAGGCCGAGAACCAGUACAUCCGGCGCUGCCAAGAGAUGGUCAUGGCUGAGCUGGUGAAUGUGGGAGAGGAGGUGCUCCUGUUCUACAAUGAUCGAGCCUCGUUUGAGGAGCUGAUCCGCCUGAUGCAGUCGGAGCGUGACCGUGCGGACGAGAACAGCCAGCUGAUGUAUCACAUCAACCUUGUCCAGCUGCUGGCCCUGUGCACGGAGGGCAAGAACGUCUACACCGAGAUCAAGUGCCACUCCCUCCUCCCCCUGGACGACAUCGUCCGCGUCGUCACACAGCCCGAUUGUAUCCCAGAGGUGAAGACGGCGUACAUCAACUUCCUGAACCACUGCUACGUGGACACGGAGGUGGAGAUGAAGGAGGUGUACAACAGCAAGCACAUGUGGACGCUCUUCGAGAACUUCCUCAUCGACAUGGGCAUCGUGUGUAACGCCACCACGGACAGGAAGCACGCGGACACGGUGUUGGAGAACUACGUGUGCCUCACCAUCAUGAGCAUCAUCACCAUGUUUUUCAGCUCCCAGUUCUCUGACCAGAGCACCUCCGUCCAGACCAACCAGGCAGUGUUCGUGCGCCUGCUGCAGGGAGCGUUCCGUGUGUCUCACUGUAAGUGGCUGAGUGGGAGCCAGCGGUACCACGUGGAAACCUGCAUCAAGACUCUCUCCGAGACAGCCAAGGGCCGUGGCAUCGCGAUCCCUGUGGACCUCGACAGCCAGGUGAACUCCCUCUUUGAGAAGACGAACAUCGUGAUGAAACACAGCAACAAGUGGCUCAGUGCCCGGGCCAAUCGCCGCGAGUCCAACACCGACCAGUCCCGAGACUCACGCAACAUCAUCGAGGGCCUUCAGAAUGCUGAUAUAGGCUGGGAGAUAAUCGAGGAGAUAGUUUCCACACUGGAAGACCAGUUACGUCCCUUGGUUCAAGCAGAGUUAUCUGUCCUUGUUGACGUGCUACAUCGCCCUGAGCAGCUUUUCCCCCCUGGCACUGAGGCCAGGAAGAGAUGCGAGAGUGGCGGCUUCAUCUCCAGGCUGAUCACGCACACAGAGAAGCUGCUGGAGGAGAGGGAGGAGAAGUUGUGCAUCAAGGUGCUGCAGACGCUCAAGGAGAUGAUGACGAUCGACAUUGAGUACGGAGACAAGGUGGACUUGAAGACGAUGAAUAAAUCUGAGUUGGACGACCAUCGAAGGGGUGAGGCCCUUCGUCAGAGUCUGUUGACCCGGUAUUAUGGUCGGGCACACCCGCGGAACCGGCGAGACAGCGUCAUGGCCAACUCCAUUGGUGGAAGACAGGCUGUCAACCCAGGGUCUGUCAUCCUCAGUAGAGCAGAGAUGUCGCUCCACGAUGUACAGUGCCACCUGGAUCGUGAGGGCGCGUCCGACUUGGUUGUGGACAUCAUCAUCCGGAACACCAGCAACAGGAUCUUCCUGGAGACGGUGGAGCUGGGCAUCGCCCUACUGGAGGGAGGGAACAUAGUCAUACAGCGAUCACUGAUGAGCCGGCUGCGGACGGACAAGAACACAGAGAAGUUCUUCAAGGUGUUCCAUGACCGCAUGAAGGAGGCGGAGCAGGAGAUCCGGAACACUGUCACCGUCAACACGGGCGACACGGACAGGAACCUCUUCGGGGGAGAGAAAGGACAGGGCAAAGAUGGCUACACGAUGACACUCACUCUCGAACACUAUGAACAAAUGAGUCUGAGUGGAGGCAAAUCAACCGAAACCUCGGUGAAUGAUGUUUUCCGGCAUGAGUUGGACGACGCUGCCAAGCAGACCAACCAUGCCUUGUCCUCUGUCCGCCAACUCCAUGGGGUCCGCACCGACCAUGAUGGGGCAGAGGAAACGCGGACCGUUCAUCACGACGACGUAGAGAAAGUCUCUAAGGACAAAGAUGAGAAGAAGAUGUCGCCGCAGAUCAAAAUGAUGCAGCCAAUACUGAGGUUCCUGCAGCUGCUGUGUGAGAACCACAACAGAGAACUACAGAACUACCUGCGCUUCCAGCACAACAUCAAGUCCACCUACAACCUGGUGUGCGAGACGCUGCAGUUCCUCGACUGCAUCUGCGGAAGCACCACCGGGGGCCUCGGCCUCCUCGGCCUCUACAUCAACGAAAACAACGUGGUCCUCAUCAACCAAGCCCUCAGCAGCCUGACUGAGUACUGUCAGGGGCCCUGCCAUGAGAACCAGAAUGCUAUAGCUAUGCAUGAAAGUAACGGCAUUGACAUCAUCAUCGCUCUCCUGCUUAACGACAUCAACCCGCUGGGAAAACAUCGCAUGGACCUAGUACUGGAGUUGAAGAACAACGCCUCCAAGCUGCUGCUGGCCGUGAUGGAGAGUCGACAUGACAGUGAGAACGCCGAGAGGAUCCUCUACAACAUGAGUCCUAAACAGCUGGUCGAUGUUGCGAAGCAGGCGUUUCACCGAGAGGACACUGUAGAGGACGAUGAGAAGGAGGAUGAGGAGAGGGAUGCGUCCCCCAAAGCUGUCGGACACAACAUCUUUAUCCUCGCUCACCAGUUGUCUCAGCACAACAAGGAGUUGGCAGAACUCCUGAAGCCGAGCGGGACGGAUCUGUACGGGGACCAGGCUCUCAAGUUCUACGCCAGGCACACGGCUCAGAUAGAGAUCGUGCGUCAGGACCGGACGAUGGAACGGAUCGUGUUCCCCAUCCCGGAGAUCUGUGAGUACUUAACAGAGGAGACAAAGGUGAAGGUCUUCAACACGACAGAGAGAGACGAGCAGGGCAGCAAGGUGGCCGACUUCUUCGCCGCACAUGAAGAUCUUUUUGCCGAAAUGAAGUGGCAGAAAAUGUUGCGGGGGGUAACUGCCAACCCACUCCUGUUCUGGUUCAGCAGCCAUAUGCUUCUCUGGGGCUCCAUCUCCUUCAACUUCGCCGUCAUCAUCAAUCUCAUGGUGGCCGUCUUCUACCCCUUCAGCGACUCCAGGAAAGAACUGGAUCCACGUCUGUCAGGGCUGGUAUGGACAGCCAUGUUGGUGUCUCUAGCCAUCGUGAUCACAAUACCCCGACCUGCUGGUAUACGCACGCUCAUCGUCUCCACAAUACUUCGCCUCAUCUUUUCAGUAGGCCUCGGACCCACACUGUGGCUGCUAGGGGGCCUCAAUGUAAUCAACAAAUUCAUCUUCCUGAUCAGCUUGAUGGGCAACCGAGGAACAUUCUCCAAGCCCAUCAAUGUGAUUCUGACAGACUUUGAGUUCAUCUACCAUGUCAUCUACUUGCUGCUUUCAGUGCUGGGGUUGUGUGUGCAUGAGUUCUUCUACAGUCUGCUGCUCCUGGACGUGGUUUAUCGAGAGGAAACACUGCUGAAUGUUAUUAAGUCUGUCACACGCAACGGUCGCUCCAUCGUGUUAACUGCAGUGCUGGCCGUCAUCCUCAUCUACCUCUUCUCCAUCAUCGCUUUCAUCUUCUUCCGUGAUGACUUCCUGAUGGAGGUGGACCCCCUGACAGCUGAUGACAGUCCCCAACUAGAGGAUGUUAACGCCACAGUGCCUGAAAGUACUUGUUCUGCAGGCGACAAAAACUGCACGCCCACUGGGUCGAUUGUCAGCCAGUUGAUCCAGGCAGGAAAAGAUACACUGAGUGGAGCCGGGGCCAGCGACAUGGAGGAAGAAGGCAAGCAGCGGACGUGCGACACCCUCAUCAUGUGCAUCGUCACCUCUCUCAACGAGGGGCUGAGGAACGGCGGCGGCAUUGGAGACGUCCUCCGUAAACCCAGCAGCAAGGAGCCUCUGUUCGUGGCGAGAAUCGUCUACGACUUGCUGUUCUUCUUCAUCGUUAUCAUCAUCGUCCUCAACCUCAUCUUUGGUGUCAUCAUUGACACCUUUGCCGAUCUCAGAAGUGAAAAGCAGACAAAAGAGGAGGUCAUCAAAAACACCUGUUUCAUUUGUGGACUUGAGAGAGGUGAAUUUGACAAUCGGUCCACAUCGUUUGAGGAACACAUUCGAUCUGAGCACAACAUGUGGCACUACCUGUUCUUCAUCGUGCUGGUGAAGGUGAAGGACCCCACGGAGUUCACGGGGCCGGAGAGUUACGUCUACGACAUGAUCAAGGACAAAAACCUUGACUGGUUCCCAAGGAUGCGGGCGAUGUCGCUGACAGCAGAUGACAGUGAGGGCGAACAGAACGAUCUGCGCAAUCUGCAGGUGCAACUGGACUUCACAAACAAGCUGGUCCAGGUCCUCUCUCACCAGCUGUCGGAACUCAAGGAUCAGAUGACAGAACAACGGAAACAGAAACAGAGGAUGGGUCUGCUCCAACACAACCCUGUGUCCUACGUCAACUAGGACCAUAGACCAGCACCUUCCUUUCUUCAUCACAUCACCUACCCCGGGCAGCUCCAACAGGAGGAUGACUGAUGUCCUCGAUGUCAAUUGGGACCUGUAGACCAGCACCUUCCUUUAUUCAUGACAUCACCUGCCCUGGGCAGCCUGGAUAGGAGGAUGACUGAUGUCCUCGAUGUCUUCAUCACAUCACCUGCCCCGGGCAGCCUCAGACCUCAUUGUUCCAAUGUAUUACAACAUGGUCACACUAAUGGAGGGAGUGAGACUGUCCUAGUGCUGUGGUUGGUUCAAGCAUUCAGUCACAUCUGUAAUGGAGUAUGUUCUAUCCUGCUGUUGCUGCAGCUAGUGCUCAGUUAGUCUUGACUAUCCAUUCAGAUUUAGGAAAGUGUGUAUGGAGAUGAUGCCAAGGUAGCAGUGUUGGAUUCAGUUGGACGAGGCACCCCAUGUAGUUAGUGUCAGGGCUCACAGAUUAUCUUCCACUCUGACAACCUGGACACCAACCAGGGAUCCCAUCAAACAGCCAUCCACGUCCCUUGUCCAUUGACUUCUCCGGAGAAGCUCACUCCCACGUCUGUGCAUGUAUGUAGGUGAUAACGGCCAGAUGGGCGUCAUUGUCCCAACCAUUCACUGCAAUGGAUGUCAUCCAAUUUCUUCACAGUUUGUGCACAUAUUUUUCUAUCAAAAUCAGAGUGUUUCUUCAAUGAAGAAUGCAUUUUCCCAGACUAUCUUAAAAGAACUUUUAUAUGAAAAUUAAGACAUUAGACGUAGUAUGUUACCACGGUAACUGAUGUGAAACGCCAGUGAGUGAUAUAUGUAUAUGUGUGUGUGGUGCUGUACAGAAAGGCUGAGCCAUGAACACAACAGUUGAACAAUUUUACAAAUAUAUUUUAUCAUGGUCACAAAUUACGAUCCCGUGAUAACAUUAUCAUCAGAUAAUGCUGUUGGUGUUGUAGAUAUGUCGUGUAAGAGGGAGACUAGCCCUGCUCACAUGGCAGAUGCAGUGUAGUUUACCGUAAUCUCUCUGGUAGAAGACAGGGGUGGAAUUAGUCAUCAAAGAGUGACACAAAUAUUAUUUUCUGAACAUGUUGUAUUGUUUGUACUCGUCAUUCCUCUUCAGAACAGAAGUGGGUAAAAGAGGCAUGGACGCAAAUUAAGAAUAAAAGUCAGGGGAUGUUAAAAUUGCUAUAUUUGGUGGGUGGCAUGUUGUUACGAAAUAUGAUCACAGAAAGACUCACAGAUUUCAGGGCCACGUUUCUGCCACAGUAAUGGCCGCCCCUUGUUACAACAGGUCGAAAGUCUACAGGAAACAUGUUUUUUUUCCCAAUUUGUGUUUCUUACCUGUGUCUAGAGAAUGUUUAAUAUGUCCAUAGAUGUCCGCAUUCUACAGAUCUUGUAGAGACCACGCUAUCACCCUACAUGACGAGUCUUCAACGAGUCUUCACCGAAUCUUCACCGAAUCUUCACCGAAUCUUUUCCAAGGCCAAUUAAUGUUUCACUUCCCCCAGUCUUCAAGUUUUUCUUUCAUGUUUAAAUGUUUCUUUGAAUGCAAGAGUGGCGACCUGGUAUAUGUACAUAUGUAACCAUGGUAACUGAGAAUUAGUUUCCAAAGAUGUAUAUGCAACUUUCCAUGUUUGAAUGUCCUUGUGUUAGUGAUGAGAGUCUGGGGAUUACCUUUGUCUGAAGCGAGACAGUUGAUUCAUAGACCUGCCCUACACUUGUUCCUGUCAAAAUUCUGACUGAAAUGCUCUCUUUUUGACCCCUUGUUCCUCCUUAUUUAUGUAUCAAUUCUUAUUUAAAAUGUGAAUACCAUUUUAAGAAAAAGAAACAAAUCUAACAGACAUAUCAUGUGUAAAAACUCUGUUCAAUUAGCCAGUCAGUGAUGUCAGGGCCAGUCAGUGAUGUCAGGGCCAGGCAGUGAUGUCAGGGCCAGGCAGUGAUGUCAGGGCCAGUCCAUGUCAGGGCCAGUCAGUGAUGUCAGGGCCAGUCAGUGAUGUCAGGGCCAGGCAGUGAUGUCAGGGCCAGGCAGUGAUGUCAGUGAUGUCAGGGCCAGGCAGUGAUGUCAGGGCCAGGCUGUGAUGUCAGUGAUGUCAGGGCCAGGCAGUGAUGUCAGGGCCAGGCAGUGAUGUCAGGGCCAGGCAGUGAUGUCAGGGCCAGGCAGUGAUGUCAGGGCCAGUCCAUGUCAGGGCAAGGCAGUGAUGUCAGGGCCAGUCAGUGAUGUCAGGGCCAGGCAGUGAUGUCAGGGCCAGUAAGUGAUGUCAGGGCCAGGCAGUGAUGUGUUUAGAUUUAUUGGGUGUUUUGGUGCUAAGAAGUUGCAAGAUCCACAAUACAAAACGAUGUUCAUCAUAAAGAAAACAUCUCUUGUAGAUAUUUGUAGAAUAGUUUCUUUGCAUAUAUUUUCCUAUAAUGAAAUAUCGAUCUGGACUCAAACAUGAUAAAAUUGUAUAGAGAGUAAACUAAUAAGCAGAAUUUAAUAUAUUGAUUUUGUUGAUUGGUGUAAAGAAAUGGAUACAAAGUAUAUAUCAGCUGUUCUUUCUCCUUCAAAGUCUAUGUUUUGAAAGAAGAGCUACACUAACACAUCCCUACACAGUUCCCAUUUGCAGUAGGUCAGAGUUGAAUGUUAUCCAAAUGUCUGAGACAGCAGACUUUUACAUAACUGUAUGGUUUGAUUGUCCAAACACAGGAAUGAUAGUCCAGCACGGAGCGGAAGAAGUCUGUGAGUUUAAGACUUGCCUGUUCUGGUGAAUCCUUCAGAUCAUGCUGCAUCUAGUAGAACAGUAUAAUGAUAUUCUCUUCACAAGAGUAGACCUGUGAAGACCAGGGGUAGAAUCGGUCUUCAGCAGCCAAUGCUUGCCAUAAAAGGCGACUAUGCUUGUUAUAAGAGGUGACAAAUGGGAUCAGGUGGUCAGGCUAGCUGACUUUGUUGAUGCAUGUCAUUGUAUCCCUAUUGCUAAGAUCAAUGCUCAUGAUAUCAAUCACUGGAUUGUCUGGUCAACACUUGAUUAUUUACAGACCGCUGUCAUAUAGCUGGAAUAUUGCUGAGUGCGGAGUAAAACAAACAAACAGUACAUGAGAAGUUCCUUUAAUGUGCUGGGUCAUUAUUAUGUCUAACAGUGUUGUACAGGUGGGAUUUGACACCAAAUCUGAUCUGGCGGACUUGUUUGAGCCCAACAACACAACCAGGUUCUCUCUAGGGCCAGGUGAACAGGCUUGGUUGUCGGGGAGUAUUUCCUGAGCAACAUUCUAUAACAGAAAUAUUUGAAUAAUGGUAAUGUGAAAAUGUCCCAUUAAUGAAGUGUUAAAACUGACAGUCACAGAGGUUAAACUGCUUGUUUAUGGGGCUACAAGAACUCAUAUUUGAUGUUUCUAAAUAUUCAAUCAUUAGAUAACAGCUAUCUUCCUUGUGUAAUGCAUUUCCUAGUUCAGAAUAUGCACUUUUGUAUGCACUAUUUUAAUACACAAUACAAAUGCACACUUAUAACAUAUCUAUGCCAAACAGUCAAAAUGCAUUUAUGUAGCAAGUUUUUAGAAAACAGUCACCAUAGUGAUUGAGCAUUUGCUUGCAGGCUUUAUGGAAUACUCUUCCGCUAGCGCUGACAGUUCUAGACAAGGACUUCUGAAUUUAGGGAGCGACAAUUUGACCUUUAGGGAAGGGAGAUAAUUCAGUCUGGAAGAACUCACAAAAUUUGGCCCAAAAUGAAUUGGAUAAAAAACUGAAAAAAUAAACACUGUGUUAUGUGAAAAUUAUAUGUUUCUCUGCGAAAAAAGAGCCCAGCCCCAUAAAGGAAUUACCGGUAAUGGUUAGCCCUUCAGUUUUCACUGUCAUUCAGAUUGCCACUAACAUUUCAGUGUAAGUCCCCUCGGGUAUUUACUUGCAAGAGUUGGGCCAAUGUCAAUGAUAAAAUAUCAGCUAGUCAGCAUUUUAAUAAGUUUUUAACAAUAUCACCCUUAGUAAGGAUUGAUUUUAUCCUUUUAAAACUGAAGUCUUUUCAUCAUUGAACCCCCAUCAUGUAGUGUCUCAGGACUGUUUUACCCCACAGGAAUGCUGGCUGUGGUCCCAAGGUGUCCUGUUUUAUUGAAUCAUUGUGUUGACAUUCCAUGGUUUGAGGCAACGAGUUCGCUGUUCUGUUACCAGUUGUGAAUUUACAAUCCUGUGUGUAUAAAUGUUUACCUUUAGAUAUAUUUCUUAAAACGUUAAUACUUAUUCAAACUUAACCACAUUUCUACAUUACUUAGAACAUAUCUCAGAUUUCGAGAAGAGGCCUUCACUACAUAAUUAAAAAUCUAGUUGUAUUAUCAAUGUAUUGAAUGUUACAAUUUAUAGUACAAUGCAAUCAUUUCAUUCCCUCAUACAACAGAUUCCAUAUAUUCCUAAUACUUAAAGGAUUUCGCUGUACUUACUCUGAUUUACCCACCCUCGGAUGCCAUUGUCAUAAUUUCCAGAUUUUAUUGUGGGACUAACGUCCGUAUUGAUGUCAUUAUUGGCAGAGACCCUAUGCUGAGGGUCUCUGUACAUGGUCUCUGUUAUUGGAUAUAGAUCUGUGAGGGAGUUAUGCAAUACAGUAUGUUGAACCUUCUGCUGCAGGCAACAUCCAAUGACAGCCCUCUCCUCGUGCUCUUCAAGUCAAUAACCCAAGCCAAAAUACAGUAAUAAAUAUUUAAACUUUUUAUAUGAUAUAAA
This is a messenger RNA of Haliotis rufescens (red abalone), 13298 nucleotides long. RefSeq names its product inositol 1,4,5-trisphosphate receptor type 1-like. The transcript has 65 exons. Gene Ontology annotation, cellular component: membrane; endoplasmic reticulum. Bases 338 to 8623 code for a protein of 2761 amino acids. Lineage: Eukaryota; Metazoa; Mollusca; Gastropoda; Lepetellida; Haliotidae. Gene Ontology annotation, molecular function: inositol 1,4,5 trisphosphate binding; inositol 1,4,5-trisphosphate-gated calcium channel activity. The record is from RefSeq and is a predicted model, not a curated record. Gene Ontology annotation, biological process: calcium ion transmembrane transport.